AUGGCCGCCGCCGCCCUUGCCUGUCGCCCGCUGGCCCGCGCCACCGCCGUUGCUGAACGCUGGUCGGCUGUCCGCCGGCACCUGCUGCCCAUCUGCCGCCGCACCUUCGCCGCCGCGCCCCCUCUCCAUGCCGCCGAACCUCUCCGCCCGCCGCCUGUCAAACGCGGCUCCCUCGCCUCGGGCUCCAUCUUCGCGGACGGGGAGGACUUCCCAAAGACCUCCACCGAAGGCCGCGUUCCCCGCCGUCGUGCGCAGCCCGUCCCCGACACCGGCGAUGCUGCCUCCCUCAAUGUGCCCCUGGUGGAGCGGGACUCGCAGCACCUCGACCGCGCCCUGAAUCCGUUCCCGAACCGCCGCGCGCGAUGGCACCGUAAAAUGGUCAUUCGAUCCGUGCGCCGCCGUGGCCGCUUGACCGCAAAGGAGCAGAUCAUGCAGUCGGAGCGCGAGUCGUCUAGCAAGUCGCAUUUCUUCAAGACCUCGCUGAAGAAGCUGGGCCCGCUGGCCCGCCAGAUUGCCGGCAAGAACAUCGACGACGCCAUUUUGCAGAUGCGCUUCAGCAAGAAGAAGGCCGCCAAGGACGUCAAGGCUUUCCUGGAGCACGCGAAGAACGAGGCCAUUGUCUCGCGGGGCAUGGGCCUGGGUCAGCUUCCCAUCCCGAGCGAGACGAGCGAGCAGAGCGAUCAGAGCGACGCCUCUAACAAGCCCGACGCCUCGACAACACCGACAUCGACUCCUACAAACACCGUUUCGCCCGUCCACCUCCGGCUCAAAGACGGCACCCGCCACACCGUGGCCGAUCCCACCUCCAUCUACAUCUCGCAGGCCUGGGUCGGCCGGGGUCCGUUCGGCAAAGAACUAUCCCACCGCGGCCGAGGCAACAUCCACAUCCUGCGCCCUCCCCACACGUCCGUCAGCGUGGUGUUGAAGGAAGAGAAGACUCGCAUCCGAGAGUGGCGCGAGCGGGAGGAGAAGCUGAUCCGCCAGCGCAGGACCAAGGUGUGGAGGCAACUGCCCGACCGCAAAGUGACCAUGCGGAACCAGUUCUAUGCCUGGUGA
Messenger RNA from Ophidiomyces ophidiicola, 1056 nucleotides. RefSeq names its product 39S ribosomal protein L22, mitochondrial (gene mrpl22). The transcript has a single exon. Gene Ontology annotation, cellular component: mitochondrial large ribosomal subunit; ribosome. Gene Ontology annotation, molecular function: structural constituent of ribosome. The record is from RefSeq and is a predicted model, not a curated record. The coding region runs from base 1 to 1056 and encodes 351 amino acids. Gene Ontology annotation, biological process: ribosome assembly; translation. NCBI's taxonomy places the organism in Eukaryota, Fungi, Ascomycota, Eurotiomycetes, Onygenales, Onygenaceae.